Paramisgurnus dabryanus is the source of this 1550-nucleotide messenger RNA. RefSeq names its product leucine rich repeat containing 18b (gene lrrc18b). The record is from RefSeq and is a predicted model, not a curated record. Gene Ontology annotation, cellular component: cytoplasm. Gene Ontology annotation, molecular function: protein binding. Lineage: Eukaryota; Metazoa; Chordata; Actinopteri; Cypriniformes; Cobitidae.
AAGCUGUCCUCACGUCUGUUAAAAUAAUCCCAUAUGAGCAGCAACAAGCAGUGCUUUCUACUCAGAGGAAAUGAAGUAAGUCUGCUGGUUUUUAUUUACAGGGUUUCAGAAAGAAGCUUGUACAUUAUUUACAUGGAAGGAUCAUUUACAGAAGACGGCCUGUAAUGAUGAGCACACAGUAGUCUCUAGAGACGUUUAGACGUUACUGGCUUUGGCUCUAAGCUGCUUUGAGAGACUGAGAUCCAAUCACAGCAGACGCUAUGGUGAAGAGUAAGAAGAAAUCCGGUAAUGUACCAUCCGGUAGAAAAAUAACACUCAAGAUGGCCAGAAAUGCUCUGAAGGUAACUGUGGAUGGGAAACGUCGUCUAGACCUCAGCAACAUGGAGAUAGCCACCUUCCCCAAGUGCAUCCUGAAGCUGUGUGACGUAGAUGAGCUAGAUCUCAGUCGCAACCUGCUCAAGAAGAUCCCAGACACCAUUGACAAGUUUGUGAACCUUCGUUGGCUGGACCUGCACAGCAACCACCUAGAGCAGAUCCCUGCGGCUAUCGGCCGUCUGCAUAAUCUCUACAACCUCAACUUGUGCAACAACCACCUGACCACCCCUGGCAUACCACACGAGUUAGGGAACCUAAAGAACCUACGCAUCCUUAACCUUGGAAUGAACCGGAUAGAUACCCUCCCUCUUUCUAUGGUUGCUCUCAAAGAACUUCGAGAGCUGGGGCUCUUCAACAAUCUCCUGACACAGUGUCCCAAGUUUCUUCAGAACCUCCCAAAACUGCAAAAGGUGAACAUUAAAUCCAACCCCAUUCCUACUGAAGACCAUGUGGAAGUGGACCGCAUCCAGAGAGUUGAGUGUCUGUACCUGGUGCGAGAGGAGUGUCUGUGUCCUGGCUGCUUGAAAGCGUGCAAGGAGACACAGGAGAGGCUAGAGAGUCGAAUAAGCACAGCUUCAACGCAAAAGAGAUCCAUCUUCGCAGGGCUCCUUACACCCAACUCUGUAGCACAAGAGAAUGAGGCUGUGUGGAGGUGAAAACAGUGCUUUUGAAUGUAACACGAUGUAUUAAUAUUGGCACUAGAAUUGAUGAUUGUUAUUUCAUGAAAUCAUAAUAAACAUGUGGGCAUUUACUGUACUAUGCGCUUUUAAGUGACUUGCAAAUGUGAGGAAAACAAUAAAGUGAUUCAUGCUAGGAUGCAAUAUGAGAAGUGCUAUGAUAUCAUGUUUCAACAAUUGUUAUAGACAUACACAACACAAACGCAAGGCAAUACUUAACUCUUUCAUAAGGUAGCUAUUUCAAAUGGAUUUGUACAAGCUGAUUCUGUAAAUACUGUACAAUUUAAUAUGAUCUGUUUUCGACCCGUCAUGUUGUUUGAUCCCACAAAAAUGUCUUUCUUUUGUACGUCAGAACCCAUUUUUCAUUCAGAGCACAGAUUUUUUUUUUUAAAUCUUGUUUUCUGGUUAUGUGAGUAGAUGGUGAUCCUCUUUUCAAUCUUCAAAAGUGUUAAAGAAAUAACUUCACUUGAUUCCUGCUGUAUAUUUAAGGUGUUAUGA